CAGUUCUCCUUCCCCACUCGCACGCAACCAACCGAGCAGCCAGUCGAGCGAGAGAGGGAGAGAAAGCAAAGCAAGGCACAUCAAUCGAAAUCCGAUCGAAACCCUAGCACGCAGAUCCGAACCGAUCGAUGGCCCGCUCGCCGCCGCCUCCCCCGUCGGCCGGCGGCGCUCAGUACGCGCAGCAGUUCCUCAACACGGCGCUCUCGCAGCGGGGGCCCUCCGCGCUGCCCUACGCCGAGGACGUCAAAUGGCUGAUCCGCAACCACCUGGUGGCGCUGGCCGAGGCCUUCCCCUCCCUCCACCCCAAGGCCGCCCUCUUCACGCACAACGACGGCCGCGCCGCCCAUCUCCUCCAGGCCGACGGCACCAUCCCCAUCCACCACGCCGGCGCCUCCUACAACCUCCCCGCCGUCAUCUGGCUUCCCGAGCCCUAUCCGCGUUCCCCGCCGCUCGUCUUCCUCUCCCCUACCCGCGACAUGGUCAUCAAGCCCCACCACCCGCUCGUCGACCGCUCCGGCCUUGUCGCCAACGCGCCCUACCUCCGCUCCUGGGUCUUCCCCUCCUCCAACCUCGUCGACCUCGUCCGAUCCCUCUCCCACCUCUUCGGCCUCGACCCGCCCCUCUUCACCAGGAACCCUCCUCCUCCUGCCGCCGCUCCGACGCCUACCAAUCCCUCGCCGCAGCCUCCGCCCCCGCGGGUCUCCCCCUCCCCCUCCCCCUCCUACAGGCUCGGCGGCUUCCCCGCAUCGCCCCAGCUCGCCCCCCGCCCGCCCCCCACCGAGGACCCCGCCGAGGUCUUCAAGCGCAACGCCGUCGUCAAGCUCGUCGACAUGGCCUACGCGGAUGCCGCCGCCCUGCGGACCGCGCGCGAGGCCGAGGUUGACGCCCUCUUCACCGUCCAGGCGGAGCUGCGCCACAGGGGUGAUCUCGUCGCCCAAGGGGUGCGCAAGAUGGGGGAGGAGAAGGAGGCGCUUGAGCGCCGCCUGCAGGACGUCAUGAUGGCCACCGAUGUCGUCGAGGCCUGGGUCACGGAGAACACCAGGAGAGGCAACACCCAGGCCUCGGAGGACGCCAUCCAGCCAGCAGAUGUGCUCUCCAGGCAGAUGAUCGAGUGCACGGCCGCAGAUUUGGCACUCGAGGAUACCAUCUACGCGCUUGACAAGGCCAUUCAGGAGGGAUCUGUGCCCUUUGACGGCUACCUCAGGAGCGUGCGCGCACUGUCACGCAAGCAGUUUUUCCACCGCGCCUUGUCUGCCAAGGUUCACACUGCACAACAGCAGGCUAAAGUUGCUAGCAUGGCAGCCCGGGCACCACAGUAUGCAUCCUAGUGAUGAUGGAAGGGGAAGAUACAAUUUUUGCCUGUCACUAUUACUUGACACUGAAUCGAUGGAUACGAGCCGUAGUUCGAAUUGUGUCACAGGUGGUGAUGUAUGGUUUUGAGCUUGCGAAUUGCGAUGCAUAUUUCUUUUUGCAGUUAUUUGAUUGCCUCAUGAUUGUACAUCCACGUGAAGUUCUUUUUGUGGGAAUUAUACCUGUUUGUAGAAAAUUUCAUAGGCCUGGCCUCAUUUGUCAAUUGUCUUGUUGCAACCAUUCAUGGCAUUUGCUGAUUGCAAUAUAUGUUGAUUCAUCGUUACCUUUGGAAUCCUAUAGAUUCACAUUGCUCUAUAGUGGGAACUAGUAUCAAGGCUGGGUUUUGUUUUAACUUACUUGAUUACUUGAUCAGGUGCGAUAAUUGAAUGUGAAUCACCUUACUAUCUGUCUGAUAUAUAGUUAUAUAGAAACUGAUGUACCAUUUUGUCAGUAUCAAUUUCUAGAGUUGAGCUGGUAGCUUUUGUUCUGGAUAAUGGGUUGCUUUCAGCUCACUUUCGAGUGGAUUAUGUUACUAAGUUGGUGUUAUUGCCAUGCCUGCUAUGCACCAUAAUUGUAUGAUUUCCUGAUAGUGUUACUAAGUACGCUUUCAGCUCCUAGUUGUGUUGGUUCGGUUGCUGCAAAUGCAUUCAACUCGUUCGCCUAUAGAAUUAUUAAUUAUGUAUGUAUCAAGCCUAAACAAUUUUUAUACAACUUGGCUAUGUAUAACCAAGAGCCUUAUGUUA
Messenger RNA from Panicum virgatum (switchgrass), 2093 nucleotides. Its product is annotated as protein ELC-like. Gene Ontology annotation, biological process: protein transport; endosome to lysosome transport; protein modification process. Gene Ontology annotation, molecular function: ubiquitin binding. NCBI's taxonomy places the organism in Eukaryota, Viridiplantae, Streptophyta, Magnoliopsida, Poales, Poaceae. Bases 129 to 1328 code for a protein of 399 amino acids. The transcript is spliced from 2 exons. The record is from RefSeq and is a predicted model, not a curated record. Gene Ontology annotation, cellular component: ESCRT I complex.